AGAGGAAGAAGAAGCAGGAGCAGCAGAAGGUCCCUCCCUCCCUCCCACACUCCCAGCUGCUGCCUGUCACUUCCUGCUGGGUCGUCUGCACCUCCUGCCUGACACUUUCCGGGUCUGUGGGUCGUGGCGGACACUCGGUUCAGGACAAAGCAGCAGCUCCAGUAUGAGAGUUGAAAAAGAAUCAUUGGUUCCUGUGGAAGGAGAAAUCGCACUCUGCCAAGAACAGACCUUCCUCCGUACUCUCUCACCCAGGGAGUGUUGGCGCAAUAGACCAACUCAGGAACUGUCCCGCCUGUCCGUGCAUUCUCUCAAGCAGUUGAAGGCGGACCUUGACACCAUUGUGCAAGAUGCAUCGCAGGAGUUGGUGGCCUUACUGCAGGAGCGCCAAGGACUGCAAGAGGAAGUGGACAUUCGCAGCAUCACCAUUGAACAGCUGCUCAAAUUUGCAGAGAAGCGGCAGCUGCAGCUUGGAGAACCUUUGGCAAUACAGAUGAGUGUGGUGCAGAACCGGUGUCCUAACACUGCCUCUGAAAGCAGGCUGUGCUAGGACCAAGGGUAAUAAUAAGUUCUGCUUUCAGCUGCAGUUACUUCCUCCAUAGAAAUGUUGGUAGUAACUGCAGAAAUAUUGGUAACUUACAUUCCUUAAAGACACUGGAAAAGACUUAAAUUUAAUUAUCUAAUUAUAUGGAAAGUUAAUAAUUAGUAUUUAAAAUUUUGCUGUAAAAGCAAAAAUUUAUUUGUUUUGUAACUUUUAAUUAUAUUUAUUUUUAUCUAGGUUUUCAGUUGAGUUAGGUGAGGUGAUCUUAGAUUUUAUCAACUCUUAAGGCAGCUGGCCUUUGUAUUUUUAUUUUGAAUUUUAGUAUACUCUAUUGGUAAAAUUUUGUGCGUAGGUGGUUCAAGAGAUAAUGUUUGGUAUUUACAGAAGUGAUAUAUUAUUUACUAGUAACUCAGUCAUGAAAAAAGUAAUACUUGACCAGAAGAAUGAGCAUUUUAAAUAUUAUUCAUAAUUUUACCUAAUUUAUUUUAAAGGGGAAAAGGGAGACAAAUUGAGCAGUGAAUAAGCUGAAAUGUUUUCAGUAGAAGAGAGCUUACACACACAAGUUUUUUGAAGAUCCAUGAACGGAGAAGCUUAGGGCAAGUUGAGUAGGUGGAAUGCAUUUACUUUAAAAGGACAUAUCCUUGGAAAGCAAACUGGAGAUGCAUCAUUUUUAAGUUUGGACACCUGACCUGUUAAUCCAAUAAAUCUGCAUGUUAAUACAAACUUCAAACAUGCAACAGUCAGUCACUAUGGGUUUUGAAAGUCCACUAGUGAGAAUGAUGCAUUAUCCAUUUCAUAGGCUGAUUUUGUAUAUACUAUUCUGAUCUCUACUUUUGCUUUACAGUUUUUAGCUCUUUGGACUUUGUGUGAACAGGAAAUCAUGAUAGUUGAUAUACUAAGAGGUGAGAAUAUACACAGCACUGAUACUAUUUUCAUAACAAAUGUAGUGUGUGAGCAGAAGGUACUACACAGCCAUUCACACACUCUUCACGUGCCUUGACUUCAAUGUUACUGACUGCAAGGUUGCUUCUUAGGUCUGUAAUAUAUGAAUUUCUAAGAUAUAGUCAGGACAUUUUUCCCUGCUCUCACAUGACAAUAUAAAACAAAUGGUGAGAAGUUUAAACUUUCGUGUGUGGUUAUUAUAGUGAUUCCACUGUUUCAUUUCAUAAUCUCUUAAGAUCAGUCUUGGUGUUUGUGAUAUUGACUAUACACAUGUAAAAACUAAUAUCACAUUCACUGCAGGUUAGCUUCACAUCCAGAGCUGUCUACUGCUCUGUUCAGUGUUCAUGAUUGAUUUUGAAUGGCUUCAUUGGUGUUUGGUUUGAAAAAUACCAAGUGUGGGUGGUGGAUUGUCCUUGGCAGCAGCAGGAGUAGUAAGCUAGUGAUUUGUUUUUUCAGUUUUUUUUUUUUUUUUUUUUUUUUUUGUCUGGUUGUGUCUGAUGCAUUCUUGUUUCAAGUCAAAGUUCCAUAAGACGAGACAAGCAUGCAACACAAUAACUGAGAAAUAAUAUGGUCAAUCGGUCACUGCUAAAGAUCUCUUGACCUCAAUAAUCAGGUUAGUCCACUGAUAUUUUGUAAAAAAUUGGUUUUAGUGAAAGAAGAAACUACAGUAAACCCUUGUGCACUGCAUGAGGUUUUUUAUGCAAAACACCAUGAUUGGUGAUAUAAAAAAUCUUUUGGGAAAGUUGGCCUCUAAGAACCAUAGAUGGAUGUGAAAACAUACAGCAUUUAUCUUGUCAUGGUUGGAGAAUACAGCAGAAUUGUAUUAUAGGCAAACCUCACUUUUAAAUGGGUUACAUUCUUGAGAAACUGUUUGCUAAGCAAAAUAUUGUUGUGCAAAUCCAUUAUAACAUUAGUUACAUGGAGUUUGGUUCCAGGACCCUGUUUUUACCACAAUCCACUUCUUAUAACCCUUUUAUGUUUAAUCUAAAUCACUUUUUGUGUACAAUUGUGUUGUGUUCUUUUGUGAAUACUGCUGUGAUGGUUGGAUUUUCAACCCUAUGAACCAGUCGCUCCCCUCAAGGAACUUCAAUGUCUUAUCCACUUAUCAAGUACACAAGCCACAGCCUCAGUUAGUGGAUGCAGCAAGACAACCACAUAUAGAGGAACUCCAAUAGAAAAGAACUUGUGUUUAGCAAAAGGGUUUACUGUAUGAUUUCACUGAAAGAAAUGUAUCAUUCAACAUGGUUUUAGCUAGUCUGGAACUACUUAAUCUUGUGUAUGUUAGUGAUACAAGCAGUGGUGCACCACCAGUCAGCACUGCUGCCACCCUGGUGGUGAUGGCUGGUGGGGCAAGUGUUUGAAAUCUAUUUUACUUCUAUCAUAUUUCAUGGGAAAAACUGUUCUACUAUUUGAUGACUCACCAUUUACAAUGACCUUGCCCAGAUCCAUUGUGACAAUUUAAGACAACAAAUCUAUCAUUCUGUGGCUGUAGAGCAAAGUUACCCUCCAUGGUGUAGUGGUUAGCAUGCCUAGCUACAAAUCCAUGGGCCUGAGUUUGAAUAUUGGAUUGUGCAGUCAGUGCACAGCCCACCCAGCUGUUCAUCCUGCCUUUCAGGCUGGUUGAUACAUAGGUACCUGGGGAAACCUGAGGAAGUUAAACUGUGGUAGCCCAAAUGGUGCGCUUGCCCUGCGUUCCUGGGUAAUGGGUUCUCAUCCACCGCAGGCUCAAGGGCCAAUGAGAUGGAGAUGAGUACAAGGCCCCACGCAGCUAUAACUUAUGCCCACAACUUUAUCUGUGAUUGGAGUGGGUGUCACUUGCUGGUGUGCACUGUUUGCUUGUAAGUAAUCUUAUGAUCAUCGAGUUUUAUCCUGGCAGCCUUUAACUAAAGCAAAAGAGUAAACAGUUAAUCCAUGGAAUAUGCUUGCUUGUUGAACACCAAGUUAACUGAUGAUUCAAAUACAAAAGCUCAUAAGUGACAAAAUUGACUGCAGCAGUUUGUCAUUUUUCUCAUUUCUCUCUCCAGUUCUGUUAAGAAAAAUAACAGAUUUGGGCACACUGGAAUGUUUAUCAGCCCAACAAGACUAUUUUCACAAUGAUCAGGCAAUGAAACUAAUAAUUAUGUGAUGUUACCUUUUGCUGUAAAGGUAAUGUUUAGGGCUGCCUUUCUGUAUGGGUCUGCAGCUGAUGGUGAUGUUUUCAUAGUUUAUUUAGUCUGAUUUACUUAUUUUUGACAGAUCCGGUGAUAAUAUUAUAGUGCAUGACUUUUGAUUGUGAUAUACAAAAUAGUCAUUUAAUUGUAUGGUACAUUGCUUCCUUUAGAUGUAAUUGACUUUCUCUAAAAUGGUAGGCUUUAUUUUUUUCUUAUUGUUAGAUGAUUGUCAUAGUAUUAUUGAGCCUUAUAAUGACAGCUUUAUUUCCUGCAUUACUGUUUUCACUUAGUGAGUUGCUUAAACAGUACAAACUGAACAUUUCAGUAAUAUUCUUAUGUUUUUUUAAAGUUUUGAUGAAUGCACCAUUAUUGCUUCCAGUUUAAGAUAGCACCAGUACAUGUAGAGAAAACACAAAUACCAUUGCUGAGGCAAAACUGGGCAUUAGUAGUUGAGUAACCUCUGAACCAGGUGGUUAUGAGGGAAUACAUGGGUUGUGUGUAAAAGUGCCAGUAAUUAGUAAGUAAAGUAUUAUUCAAUUUCUGUACCUUAAUUGAAGUUAAUUUAGAAUAUUUUUUAGUAUGCUCCUGUUGGUUUGGGGAUUCUUGUUAGUUUUAACUGAAAAAUACACUAAUUUCAUUUGUCAUUACAAGAUGUUUCAGGUGACCGUUGAAUGAUUUCAGUUGGGCACUUUAUAAAUCUAAAAGGGAUGGGGAGAAUGUUCAGAUCUAAUUUUUGCCCAUUAGGAGGGGCCUAAUGAAGUUAUGUAUUGAAUUGAGACAGUGUUAAAUUUCAUAAGUUUUUUUAGUUUUAGUAAUCUUACACUUCAUUUAUGCUUUGCAAUGAUUUGUUUGUGAAACAUUAUUUUCUAAUUUGGAUUUAUGCGAGGUUCUCUUUAAGUUUUGUCUGUAAUAUUCUGUCAGUUAAAUAGCACAUCCACUCUGAUACCUGUCAUUUAGAAUAUAGGAUAAAAUCAUAAAAAAAAGUUAUCAGUGUUCAUCUUGUUUGUUUCCAUGUACUAAUCAGAUUAGGGGCUUUUAAGUAUUGUUUUACAGAAGGUUACCAUAUAUCAUGGCGUGUAAGACGAGCUCUGAACCUCAAAAUAAUAGAUCCCAAAUAUGAUGACCAUAUAAUUUGGACCAUUAAUAAAUCAUGUGGUUUAAACUGGCACUAAUGAUGUUCAUAGCUGUACCCUUUCACUGGGGAGCCAGUCAUAAAGCUAAGAAGAUUAACAGCGUGUGAUGGCAACUCUCCUCAAGGUCGCCACACUGCUGCAUGUCAUCCACCGCUCUCCCAGUCACCUGAUAAGAGCCAAAACCAAAUGGUGGUUCACAGCUCGGCAAGUCUCGGUGUUAACUUCAAGACAUGAUAAUGUCAGAUGAUGUGAAAUUUGAAGGGUUUUGAAAGCAGUAUUUAUUUGAAUUAGUUUGACACAUUUUGUUGGACAUGGAUAUGGCUGUGUUGCUGUAAAACUACUUCCACCUCCACCUGUAAGCUCUCAGUGGCAUGUGCCAUUUUAGUGGUCACUUAGCAAGAAUACCUUACACUGUGUGAUAUAUGGUCAUUUUCAGAUAAUUAAUAUAUUUUAUUUUAACACGUUUCAGUUAGUUAAUUACUGGAGAAAACAUUCUUAAGCCAUAACAGUAAACCCUUUCCACUCAUGGGUGUCACAUUUUUAUACACACCAUGGUUAGUGAAAUUGUAAUUGGUGAAGGGUUUGGGGCACCUGGACUAAAGCUACAAGAGUUGAGUAUGACAACACAGUAUUUGUUCCUUUCAUCACAGAAUACUGUACACUUCUGCUGAUAUGCAAAAAUGUCAUAUUCAGCAAGUAAUCUUUGAUGUAAAUUCUCUUUACUUGAGGGGUGAUAUGCCUGUAAAAAUUCCACCACACCCUUUGGCUGGUCAAAAGAAGGGAGGAGUGUUUGAUAUGCAGAUGUCUCUCGGUGAUUAUUUUUUUUUUUUUUUUCUCCUUCAAUGGAGAUUACUGCCAGUUAGCUUAAAAAAUGAGUUUGCACAAGUCACAGACCUAUGAUAGAACAGGUGCACAUUUAAAUAACCAGGAAAAGAUAGAUAAAGUCCACAGAUGGAGGUGCUGUGUUUGGCAAGAGUUUACUGUGCAUUAUGUAGUGAUAAAAAAAUAAAAAAAUCUUGUGUAGGAAGGCUUAGAAAUGUUUUUACAAUAGUCAUUGAUUUCUAAACACUCCAACUGUCUUAAAGUAUUAAUAUACUUGAAAGGAAAUUUAACUGAUUUUAAAUGUACAGUUUGUGCAUGAAUAUGAAUUUUAGGCAGAUAUUUUAAGGGUACCAAUUUUUGCUCAAGAUGCUUAUUUUAAAUGUGUAUUAUGAAUGGAGGCUAAGCCAACAUUGUCUGAUAAUUUUAAUUGGUAAUUGGUUAACAAAACUGAGAAACUAUUAUUUAACAGAUGUCAUGCAAAUAACUUGGGCUGGGAACAAAAUUGAUAUUAGCAUCCCAACCCACUCCCAGAUAUGUAGUCUUUUAAAUGAAUCAUAUCAUAUACUUGUCAAAACAGAACUAUUAUUUGUGUAUAUAAAUCUUUGAAGUUCACAGAAAGGAAUAUUCUCCUUAGUGGUGUGUGGUUGCUGAAAGCCCUGUGAUCAUUUAUGGUGAUAUCUCUUAUGAUGCAUUGGUAAAUGUGUGCUUUGAUCUUUUUCUUCAUAUCACAUUUGGGAGAUGAGCUACAUUUUUUCCUUGCAAAGUACACCGAUUUUCAUUUAUAUGCAGUGAGCAGAGGUGCAAGUCCACACCACAAACCAACAUGUCACCUGCCAGUGUUACCAGUGUUUGAAGUAACAAUUUCUUUCUAUAGGAAAACUUGUAUUCAUGAUUAUCAAGUAACAUGUCUAAAUGUAAACAAGCCUUAUUAUGCCAUAGAGCACCACAGGGUUAAAAUUGAGAAUCUGCCCAAAAUGUGUGAAGAGCUGAAUAGCAAUAACAUGAGAAGUGAACAUUUUUUCAUGUAUUUUCUUGGAAAGUUUUCAUGUAUUUUCUUCACAUUCUACAAUGGUGAUAAAUAAAUUUUACAGUGAAACUCUU
Molecule: messenger RNA, 6686 nt
Organism: Eriocheir sinensis (Chinese mitten crab)
Lineage: Eukaryota; Metazoa; Arthropoda; Malacostraca; Decapoda; Varunidae
Exons: 4
Coding region: 164-547 (127 amino acids)
Source: RefSeq, a predicted model, not a curated record